This is a messenger RNA of Coregonus sp. 'balchen', 22604 nucleotides long. The record is from the annotation of a GenBank genome assembly. Lineage: Eukaryota; Metazoa; Chordata; Actinopteri; Salmoniformes; Salmonidae.
AUGGGUAAGAGCCUCCGCAGCUUCGCGCGUGCCACGACCGUCGUGCAAGGAGCAUGCGCUGGUUUUGCUGGUAACUUUUUCCUGGAAUCUGUGUUGCUGAAUUAUCAAAUAGCUGCCCUGUACUCAGUGUUUGUUUUGGUUUACAGCUGAAAAAAAGAUGUCUGCAACGGAGGACGACACUGAGUUGCGGGAUCUUUUGAUCCAAACCUUAGAAAACAAUGGGGUGUUGAAUAAACUAAAGGUAAGUAGGUACAGAACAUGUAAAGCCAUAUGUCGAAAGACUGAGAAUGUUGCUGUAACAGAGCUAACGUUACCAUUUCGCAAUAAUAGCUACCUAGCUAGCACAUCGUUAAUGUUAGCUGGCUAUCUGGCCCGCAGUGAAGUACCCGGGUACUGUCAUGAGAUCUAGUGAGAUAGCUAGCUAGCAUCUAACUUUGGAUAACCAACUGCUAGCCAGUUAGCUAACUCAUUUUACAAGCAUGCAUAUUUAGGUACUUAGUUACCUAGCUAGUGUAUAGCUAACUAGUUCAGACCAGUUUUUGAGGCCCUCUUGCUUUGGCCAACACUCUCUUUUGGGCUUCUGGUAUUUUGCAGGCAGAAAUGCGCGCUGCUGUCUUCCUGGCCAUGGAUGAACAAGAUAAAGUGGAGGUAAGAUGGAUAACUAGCUGACUUGGGAGGAUAUUAAAUCAAUCCUGAUAGUUUAGGGCUACUUAUUGCUUCUCUUUAGUAAUGACUUUCAUUUUAUGGACAUGUCUGAAGCAUAUGAUUUAGCUACCUACAGUUGAAGUCGGAAGUUUACAUACACUUAGGUCAUUAAAACUCGUUUUUCAACCACUCCACAAAUUUCUUGUUAACAAACUAUAGUUUUGGGAAGUCGGUUAGACAUCUACUUUGUGCAUGACACAAGUAAUUUUUCCAACAAUUGUUUACAGACCGAUUAUUUCACUUAUAAUUCACUAUCACAAUUCCAGUGGGUCAGAAGUUUACAUACACUAAAUUGACUGUGCCUUUAAACAGCUUGGAAAAUUCCAGAAAAUGAUGUCAUGGCUUUAGAAGCUUCUGAUAGGCUAAUUGACAUCAUUUGAGUCAAUUGGAGGUAUACCUGUGGAUGUAUUUCAAGGCCUACCUUCAAACUCAGUGCCUCUUUGCUUGACAUCAUGGGAAAAUCAAAAGAAAUCAGCCAAGACCUCAGAAAAACAAUUGUAGACCUCCACAAGUCUGGUUCAUCACAUUUACAUUUUACAUUUUAGUCAUUUAGCAGACGCUCUUAACCAGAGCGACUUACAGGAGCAAUUAGGGUUAAGUGCCUUGCUCAAGGGCACAUUAACGUCAUUUAGCAGACGCUCUUAGCCAGAGCGACUCACAAAUUGGUGCGUUCACCCUAUAGCCAGUGGGAUAACCACUUUACAAUUUGGGGGGGGGGGGGGGGUUAGAAGGAAUACUUUAUCCUAUAGCUAACUCAUUUGGGAGCAAUUUCCAAACGCCUGAAGGUACCACUUUCCUCUGUACAAACAAUAGUAUACAAGUUUAAACACCAUGGGACCACACAGCCGUCAUACCGCUCAGGAAGGAGACGUGUUCUGUCUCCUAGAGAUGAACAUACUUUGGUGCGAAAAGUGCAAAUCAAUCCCAGAACAACAGCAAAGGACCUUGUGAAGAUGCUGGAGGAAACAGGUACAAAAGUAUCUAUAUCCACAAUAAAAACAAGUCCUAAAUCGACAUAACCUGAAAGGCCUCUCAGCAAGGAAGAAGCCACUGCUCCAAAACCGCCAUAAAAAAGCCAGACUACGGUUUGCAACUGCACAUGGGGACAAAGAUCGUACUUUUUGGAGAAAUGUCCUCUGGUAUGAAAAAUGUAUGCACUCACUAAAUGUAAGUCGCUCUGGAUAAGAGCAUCUGCUAAAUGACUAAAAUGUAAAUGUCUGAUGAAACAAAAAUAGAACUGUUUGACCACAAUGACCAUCGUUAUGUUUGGAGGAAAAAGGGGGUAGGCUUGCAAGACGAAGAACACUAUCCCAACCGUGAAGCACGGGGGUGGCAGCAUCAUGCUGUUGGGGUGCUUUGCUGCAGGAGGGACUGGUGCACUUCACAAAAUAGAUGGCAUCAUGAGGAAGGAAAAAUAUCUGGAUAUAUUGAAGCAACAUCUCAAGACAUCCGUCAGAAAGUUAAAGCUUGGUCGCAAAUGGGUCUUCCAAAUGGACAAUGACCCCAAGCAUACUUCCAAAGUUGUGGCAAAAUGGCUUAAGGACAACAAAGUCAAGGUAUUGGAGUGGCCAUCACAAAGCCCUGUCCUCAAUCCUAUAGAAAAUGUGUGGGCAGAACUGAAAAAGUGUGUGCGAGCAAGGAGGCCUACAAACAAACUCAGUUACAUCAGCUCUGUCAGGAGGAAUGGGCCAAAAUUCACCCAACUUAUUGUGGGAAUCUUGUGGAAGGCUACCCGAACCGUUUGACCCAAGUUAAACAAUUUAAAGGCAAUGCUACCAAAUACUAAUUGAGUGUAUGUAAACUUCUGACCCACUGGGAAUGUGAUUAAAGAAAUAAAAGCUGAAAUAAAUAAUUCUCUCUACUAUUAUUCUGACAUUUCACAUUCUUAAAAUAAAGUGGUGAUCCUAACUGACCUAAAACAGGGAAUUUGUACUAGUAUUAAAUGUCAGGAAUUGUGAAAAACUGAGUUGAAAUUUAUUUGGCUAAGGUGUAUGUAAACUUCUGACUUCAACUGUACAUCUGCAUAACCUCUGCUUCCACUCUCAUUCACUUUCCCCCAGAAUAAAACUCCACUUGUCAAUGAAAACUUGAAGAAAUGUCUUAAUACACAGGAUGGUAAGCCAUGGUUGUAUUAUCCACCAUGAUUGUCUGAACAAUAGUCUGCUCAUCCCAUAAUCAACAUACCUUUCAUGAUGAGGCUGAUCAUAUCCUUCCCUUUGUAGGACGCCUGGUGACCAGCCUUAUCAUAGACUUCCUGCAGGUGUUCCACCUAGACUUCACGCUUGCUGUCUUCCAGCCAGAGAUAAACUCAGUGAGUGUGUUACUCCCAGUGGACGGGGCUGGCCCGCAUUUGGUCAAAUAAAAUACUUGGAAAUGUCAGUGCUGUAUUCACCAUAUUGUGUGUGUGUUAUCCUCAGCUAAAUGGCCUGGAUAGCCGUGAGCAGGUGUCUCGUGAGCUGGGUAUCACUGAGGCCGAUAUGAAUAGGAACACUCCUCUGCUGCUGGAGCUCGUCAAGAGAGGCAGACACAGGGAGAAGACCUCCAUCUUCUCAGAGGUAAAGACACACCAUUGCACAGGGUUUGCCAUUUUACAUACAUUUAGUCAUUCACAUACAAUAGUGUAUUCCUUUGCUCUCCAAAGAGCCUCUGACAUUAGCAGUUGUCCAAACCCGAAGCCUCCCUGAUUUGAUUAUGCUCUUGAAUGGCUACCCUUCACCUCCUUUUAAAAGUGUUUUCAAAUCAAAUGUUAUUUGUCACAUACACGUGUUUAGCAGAUGUUAUUGCAGGUGUAGCGAAACGCUUGUGCUUCUAGCUCCGACAGUGCAGUAAUAUCUAACAAGUAAUGUCUAACAAUUUCACAACAUAUACCCAAUACACACAAAUCUAGUAAGGAAUGGAAUUUUAAGAAUAUAUACAUACAGUGGGGGAAAAAAGUAUUUAGUCAGCCACCAAUUGUGCAAGUUCUCCCACUUAAAAAGAUGAGAGAGGCCUGUAAUUUUCAUCAUAGGUACACGUCAACUAUGACAGACCAAAUGAGAAAAAAAAUUCCUGAAAAUCACAUUGUAGGAUUUUUAAUGAAUUUAUUUGCAAAUUAUGGUGGAAAAUAAGUAUUUGGUCAAUAACAAAAGUUUCUCAAUAUUUUGUUAUAUACACUUUGUUGGCAAUGACACAGGUCAAAUGUUUUCACAAGGUUUUCACACACUGUUGCUGGUAUUUUGGCCCAUUCCUCCAUGCAGAUCUCCUCUAGAGCAGUGAUGUUUGGGGCUGUCGCUGGGCAACACGUACUUUCAACUCCCUCCAAAGAUUUUCUAUGGGGUUGAGAUCUGGAAACUGGCUAGGCCACUCCAGGACCUUGAAAUGCUUCUUACGAAGCUACUCCUUCGUUGCCCGGGUGGUGUGUUUGGGAUCAUUGUCAUGCUGAAAUUCCCAGCCACGUUUCAUCUUCAAUGCCCUUGCUGAUGGAAGGAGGUUUUCACUCAAAAUCUCACGAUACAUGGCCCCAUUCAUUCUUUCCUUUACACGGAUCAGUCGUCCUGGUCCCUUUGCAGAAAAACAGCCACAAAGCAUGAUGUUUCCACCCCCAUGCUUCACAGUAGGUAUGGUGUUCUUUGGAUGCAACUCAGCAUUAUUUGUCCUCCAAACACGACGAGUUGAGUUUUUACCAAAAAGUUAUAUUUUGGUUUCAUCUGACCAUAUGACAUUCUCCCAAUCCUCUUCUAGAUCAUCCAAAUGCACUCUAGCAAACUUCAGACGGGCCUGGACAUGUACUGGCUUAAGCAGGGGGACUCGUCUGGCACUGCAGGAUUUGAGUCCCUGGCGGCGUAGUGUGGUACUGAUGGUAGGCUUUGUUACUUUGGUCCCAGCUCUCUGCAGGUCAUUCACUAGGUCCCCCCGUGUGGUUCUGGGAUUUUUGCUCACCGUUCUUGUGAUCAUUUUGACCCCACGGGGUGAGAUCUUGCGUGGAGCCCCAGAUCGAGGGAGAUUAUCAGUGGUCUUGUAUGUCUUCCAUUUCCUAAUAAUUGCUCCCAGAGUUGAUUUCUUCAAACCAAACUGCUUACCUAUUGCAGAUGCAGUCUUCCCAGCCUGGUGCAGGUCUACAAUUUUGUUUCUGGUGUCCAUUGACAGCUCUUUGGUCUUGGCCAUAGUGGAGUUUGGAGUGUGACUGUUUGAGGUUGUGGACAGGUGUCUUUUAUACUGAUAACAAGUUCAAACAGGUGCCAUUAAUACAGGUAACGAGUGGAGGACAGAGGAGCCUGUUAAAGAAGUUGUUACAGGUCUGUGAGAGCCAGAAAUCUUGCUUGUUUGUAGGUGACCAAAUACUUAUUUUCCACCAUAAUUUGCAAAUAAAUUCAUUAAAAAUCCUACAAUGUGAUUUUCUGGAAUUUUUUUCUCUCAAUUUGUCUGUCAUAGUUGACGUGUACCUAUGAUGAAAAUUACAGGCCUCUCUCAUCUUUUUAAGUGGGAGAACUUGCACAAUUGGUUGGCUGACUAAAUACUUUCCCCCCCACUGUAUAUGGACAAGCAAUGACAGAGCGGCAUGGACUAAGAUACAGUAGAAUAUUAUAGAAUACAGUAUAUACAUAUGAGAUGAGUAGUGCAAGAUAUGUAAACAUUAUUAAAGUGACUAGUGUUCCAUUUCUUAAAGUAGCCAGUGAUUUCAAUAGGCAGCAGCAGCCUCUAAUGUGCUAGUGAUGGCUAUUUACCAGUCUGAUGGCCUUGAGAUGGAAGCUGUUUUUCAUUCUCUCGGUCCCAGCUUUGAUGCACCUGUACUGACCUCGCCUUCUGGAUGAUAGUGGGGUGAACAGGCAGUGGCUCGGGUGGUUGAUGUCCUUGAUGAUCUUUUUGGCCUUCCUGUGACAUCGGGUGCUGUAUGUGUCUUGGAGGGCGGGUUGCCCCCGGUAAUGCGUUCGGCAGAACGCACCACCCUCUGGAGAGCCCUGCAGUUGCAGGCGGUGCAGUUGCCGUUCCAGGUGGUGAUACAGCCCAACAGGAUGCUCUCAAUUGUGCAUCUGUAAAAGUUUGUGAGGGUUUUAGGUUCCAGCUUAUGGUUAUAAUGGACAGCUUUCCUGCUCUCUACCCCCUCUGCUUUCGCUGCUCUGGCUGCUGUUAUCUGAUGUAAGGGGGGUAAAGCCACAAACAUCCCCAAGGUAGUGAAUUUUAUGAUCUUCAUUCGUCUACCUUCUCACUCGCCCACUCACUAGGGUACAUUUACAUCUACGUUUACAUCAAACAUUUUAGCGGUCCCCCUCUUGACAGCGGAGAUAAAACAUUUUAGUUUUGGUGUUCAUUUCCUGCAAUUCUACAUAUUUUGCCAUGGGGUGUAGAGAAAAUGUUGCCGUUUAAAACAAGUUUGCUGCAAUUCUACACAUUUUGCCAAAGGGUGGAGAGAAAUGUUUUUAAUAUGAUAUGAGUGAGAGUGAUUAACAAAAUCAAUGGGGGGCCCCCGGUCGGAAAUUCGACCAUGAUUACUAGACUAAUUUACCAAUGUAAAAAAUGUUAGCUGACAUGGGCUAAUUGAGUGACUGACAUAACAAGAGAAACUGCUGAUGCACAACCAAAUUUAGAAAUUGCACCUUGUGUAUCCUAUUAUUCUAACUCUCAACAGUAAAUUGAGACCCAGACUGAGUUCCUAUUUGAUCCACCGGCCUACAAAAGGGGGGCGGCCCAUGGGCCACCAGUUGCCCAUCACUGGCCUACAACAUGAACACAUAGAUGUAAUCCUUCAUACAACAACAUUUAGGCUGUUUGUCAAUAGACUUGAGCUGCCGGAGAGAAAAGGAACUCCGUAUAUCUUAUGAUUGUCAUUGACUACCAAAUUCUAAAAUUAUCUGGGUCAUAAGAAUGCAUUGUUCCAUAAAUGUAAAGGUACCCAGAUGAAUGAAAGAAAAUGGUUUUCCUGUUGAUCAGUGAGUUUCUGACAUAACAAGUUUGUCCUACUUUCUUAGUCAUGUUUCAUACUCUGCUCAAAUCAGCAGAAUGAGUUCACGUGGCUAGUCUAGCAUGCUCAUACAUACUGAGAACUCUGUGGGCCACAAAGGUGCACAUGAAGAACUAGCAUAUAACACCACAAAGGACAUUUUGAAUCAGGUUAUGUAGAUUUGAAUCUCAAGUUCAUGUUUGUUUUACCCAAGAGGAUUCUACUUUAAAGAGCAACUGCCUUUAAAAGCAACAAAUCCCUUUUAAAACGACUUAUGUGGCAUCUAUAUGAGUCAGAAAUGUAUUCCAGUGUCAAAAUGGACUACAAAGUGUAAAUAGGACAAUUUUGAUCAUAAAGUCAGUCUUGUCUAAAACUGAGUUUGGAACAUCCGUAAGUCACAAUGGGUAAAUGAAGGUUGGGUUUUGAUUUGACGAUUUACAUUUGCCCACUAACAUGGGGUGAACAGCCGCGGUGAUUGCUCUCUAUCCAAUUGCACAUAUAAUAUAAUAUGCCAUUUAGCAGAUGCUUUUAUCCAAAGCAACUUACAGUCAUGUGUGCAUACAUUUUUUUACGUAUGGGUGGUCCCGGGGAUCGAACCCACUACCCUGGCGUUACAAGUGCCAUGCUCUACCAAUUGAGCUACAGAGGACCACAUAGACAGUGAGACAGACCUGCCCAGCAGCCCGACUUUAUUUACAUAAGUCAACAAGUCACAAUGUUUUUCUUGAGAAGUACUGCACCAAACACCUUAGUUAAAUGUACAACUAAAACAUCCUCUGCAAAAACGUCAACAUUUAUUACAGAUUUCUUGAGUUAUCUUAGUUAUUCUGGGGAUUUUUAAGUGAAAUAGGCUACAGUGUCUCAUGGGGGAAAAACAUAAUUAACCAAAUGCGGAAUUGGUUAGGAAACACAACUCCAGAACUGAAAUUAACAGUAAGUAACAGUAAAACACACGUGCCAAUCGGCGUGUUCAGUGGCUCUUUAAAUGUAGAGAGAUUGCUUGGUCUGAUAUUAAUGUUCUUCCUUUUUGUCAUUGUAGGAACUAUCCCCCAGGCAAUUAGCAGACACUCAGAAGAAGUUUGACAAUUAUGACAAGGUGAUCAUUCUAAGUGAAAAAUAUUUUUAAGCCAUGUCUUACAAUGUAGGUGUGCUCAAUUUCGAUCAACCUCAUACAGGCUCCAUUGCCGUAGAUUGCCUGUCUUGUGGAAGUGUUUAAAUGUCCAAGGUUCUUCCAAGAUCCUGACUCUUACUGUGUUUCAACUAUCCGCUUCACAGGACAGAACUGGUGGGAUAUGCAAAGAGGAUUUGAAGGCUCUGUUUGGAGAUGUCUUUCCCAACUUCAACAAGUAUGUUUGGGCCAUGUCAUUCAAGCAACAUGACAAAACACAGAGUGCUGCAUUCUUGGACCAAUAUUAAACCAAAAAGCAUGCAUUUCCAUUGAAAAUGCUUUGUCAUUCAGGAAUAGACGUGGUCUGGGGAAACCUGCCCUGAUUGCAACGCUAGUACUACAAUGCUACUUGUGGUCAGAAUCCACAGUUCAUCCAGUUUUCCUUAAAGGUGCACUAUGCAGAAAUCGCUCUGCCAUAAGUUACAUAUUGCAGCUUUAACACAACAAGUCGUUGUCUGUGUGUCCAAUAACAGGAACAUGCUGGAGAGGUUCGUCACUGAUGAACUCCGAGCCGGAGACAAAGCCUCCAGUAAAUGUAAGUGUUCUGUAGACUGACACGAAGUGAUGUAUUGUUAAUGAAUGGUUGCUAUAAUUACAAGCAUGGCAACACAAAGCUGAGGGAAACGUCGUCAUCUAAUGCUUUGUCUCUGUGUUUCUGUAGCUAGUGACUUCCAGGAGUUUCUGGGCUUGUACAAGCGCUUCUUCAAUCAGUGUCAAAGUGUGGUAAGACACUUUUACUAUUCAGUUUUUGAUCAAAUCAUAGAUUGAACUUUGUAUGAACCGUUCCUUUCUGUGAGACAACACAUUGUCAUAAGAGUCCUUCCCUUACAGAUCACCCAUGACACCAGUGAUGUCAUUCACAAUCCCAGUCAAUUUGUUGAGGAGAAGAUGAGCCCUUCACCUGCUAGUAAGGUACGUUGGCUCUAUUCAAACUAUAGUGCACUGCAUGUUCUAGUGCUGUAGUUCUGUCUAUAAAAUAGUUUCUCAUAACAUAACUAUUGUCUUACUUAGUUAAUAUUGCGUUCCUUUAAUACCUGUUUGCGAACAGCUUACUUGCGAAUCAAUACAUUUCUACAGAACUUGCCCUGAAGUAACAUGAACUCAUAACAAGAGACCUAGCUUUGUAUUUCCGGGAUGGGAACAUAGGGUAUAAAUGACAUGGACAUUUAAUAGAAUGUUGAUUGUUAAAACAAAGCCUCUGUUUUUUUACGCUUUCUUUCAAAAGGAUGAAGAGGUCAGUAGACUAAACUGUAUUUGAUUCUCCCUAAAUGUUAGCCUCCUUUUAGGGCCCAGUACCCAACAUGUUAGUGAGGCAGCAAAUGUAUGAGGAGGCUGAUAGCGGUGUUCUCAUACACAGAUCCCCAGGUUUAAAGGACAUAAGCACAGUGCACAGGAGGAGGAGAAGGCUGACACCAAGGUAAACUGCAAGACGGGGAACAGGGUUGUGUUCAUUAGGCACCAAAACAGAAUAGAAUGUUCCAAAAGGGGGAGGGACUAGCUGGACAUGUCCAAUAAGCAACACUAGUUUUCGUUUGGUUUGCCCUAAUGAACACAACCCUGGUGUACAAUAGGCUCAUACCAACGUAUCCAGGGGGAAUUUCUCUCAACACUGGCUGGAGUGCGCUUUUAACCAAUCAGCAUUCAGGAUUAGACCCAUCCGUUGUAUAAUUGGUAUGGUGUGACCACUAGCACUUAACAACUAAAGUCAACUGCUUCUUAACUGGGCUCUAACUACUGAGAUACAGCCUCUAAAAUGUGUUUUAUCACCCAAAUCUGAUUCUAAUGAAUUAUGAGUGUUGACAGUUUUGAUUGAAAAUCUCUUGACUGUGUUGUGUGCAUGUAUUUUACUAAUGGCUCAACUUCACUGUCCUAAUGGUUGAUAAAGACUAACAUAGCUGAUGGGUUAGUUCUCAACAUUUCCUCUAGCUAAUAUUUCAGUGCCACAACUAACUCUCCCUGUCGCUUCAAGUCUUCUUACCAUUUGCAAAUAAAUGCUAGCUAACCCACUCAAAUAAACAGAAGCAACUUUAAACUUGUGUUUUUGUGUUAUGUUUGUUGUCUUGUUCCUGUAUGUACCACACAGGGCGAGGAGAUCAGCCACAGUGACACCAGCCUGAACUUCGGCUCUCUAAAGGGCAAAGGUCAGGGUCACGUGAUGUCGAGGUACAGCGAGGCGUCCGGGGACAAUGGCAACGCCCCCGUGGCGAGCCUGAAGAAGGGUCUCCAGGUAGAGGAGGAAGCAGAUGAGGGUGACUCGUUCUUUGACGACCCUCUGCCUAAACCACAGAAAACCUAUGGCUGGUGAGGACGCUUUGACCAUCGGGGGGGGGUGGGGUGUGUCUUGACUAACACAGGCUUUCUUUCUAGGUCCCUUACAUUAAAGAGAUGGAGAAUGUAGCCUAUGUGAUCCUCUAUUGAACAGGAGUGCUGCUCCAUGAUCCAUCACAUAAGUAAUGCAUUAGUGAUAAAUGUAUAACAUGGAUGUUAUUAAUAUUAGCAUAGAAAUUGAUCAUGACAAAUGUUGCCACCGUAUAUCUAAGAAUCUUAAAAUGCAGGGGCGUUAAUUAACUCUGAGGGGUUAGGUCUAUGUGGAAAAAGUGGAGAAGUUUGGCACUGUCGCGGCUCUGCUCACUGAAUGUUGUCUCUCUCCUCUGUAAUGCUGCGUAUGGAAGCAGUAGUGUCCCCCUGACUAAGAGUAAUUCAGGGGCCAGUCUGUCUGACAAGAGAAACAGUCAGAAAGAGUAAGUAUGUCUUCACUGUAAACUCAAUGAGUUAGUAGUUGGAAAAGCAGGGCUGUGUUCACUAGGGAACACCGUAACAAAUAAUUUUGCAACGGAUAACAAAAUCACACAGGUAUUCCCUCCCUGUUUCAGUCAGUUUUCUUCCGUUUGGUGCCUAAUGAACACAACCCUGUUCUAUCUAUAGAAGGUCAUCUGAAAGAGAUAUCAGUGUUGGGUUAGUAUUCUGUGCUCUUGUUGAAAGUACAAAGGAGGUGUUUGUUAAGAUGACUAAAGACCCUCAGAAACAUGGACCUGUGUGACCUAGGUCUAAGUUGUGUGGUAGAUGGUGGGUGGUUUGGUUUCACACAGGAGCACUGUGCUGUCUUGAUCUGCUCUGCUGCUGCGCCGUGACCUUGUUCUUCCACUGUAGUUUCUCCUGUCUGCCCUGCUUCCCUCUGUCUCCUCCCUUCUUUCUUUCUGUUUAUCUGUGUGUGUCCCUUCCCUCUGUCCCCAAGCAGCUUCGUCCACUCUUUGAGGGAGGAGAGCCUCUCAGGGCGCUCCUUUAGCCCAAUAAGGAGGGGCACUAGCCUCAAUGAGUGAGUGUGCAUGGUGUUGGUGUGUCACUCCUCCAUUCGCUAAGUCAGUUGUGCACCUCUGAGUGAUGAGGUGUGAAAAAUCACGUCUCUACUGUAAUUAAUGUUGUUUUGUAACGUUUGCUGUCAGCUUUGGAAUCAAUAGCCUGUCCUUUAACAUCCAAUAUGGAGGUUAUGGACUUGUACUUUUCCCUUUUUUUUCUCUGCAUGUGUGUGUGUGUAUUUUCGUGUGUGUGUGUAUUUUCGUGUAUGUGUGUAUUUCUGUGUGUGUGUGUGUUGUGUGAGUGUUCUUCCUUAACUGCUCUCCUUUGUGUGUCCUGUGUGUGUCCUGUCUGUCUCUCCUCUCUCUCUCUGGGCUCAGCCUGUCUGCUCUGGGCAGUGACACAAAGGGUGACGGGGACCAGCUCUUUUCUGACUAUGAUAAUAAACUGAGCUGCUCGGGGAACAGGUGAGCUGCAGGCUCAAGGCAGGCAUCUCUCUCUCUCUCUCUCUCUCUCUCUCUCUCGCUCGCUCUGUCGCUCUGUCGCUCUGUCUCUCGCUCUGUCUCUCGCUCUGUCUCUCGCUCUGUCUCUGUCUGUCGCUCUGUCUCUCUCUCUGUGCACACUCUCCUUCUUUAUAUCAAAUACCUGUCUCCUCUACCUUAGUGAAUGGCUCCUCUACCUUAGUGAAUGUGUGUUAUUGUUGACUGUGUGUGUCCUCCAGACUGAGGCCUUGCCUCUUCUGUUCAUCCCCCAGGAGAGCAGCAGAUUUGGGCAGGGGAGCGGGCAGCAGCUCCCUGGCCUCCCAGAGGAGUGUUGCAGGUGUGGGGUCCCACUCAGGAGAAGCCCACCACAGAGACCUCUCAGGUAGCAGGAACGGUGAGGGAAGUGUGUGUAAGGAAGAUAUACUGAGUGUAUAAAACAUUAGGAACACCUUGCUAAUAUUGAGUUGCACUCCAAAACAUUAGGAACACCUUCCUAAUAUUGAGUUGCACUCCAAAACAUUAGGAACACCUUGCUAAUAUUGAGUUGCACUCCAAAACAUUAGGAACACCUUCCUAAUAUUGAGUUGCACUCCAAAACAUUAGGAACACCUUCCUAAUAUUGAGUUGCAAUCCAAAACAUUAGGAACACCUUGCUAAUAUUGAAUUACACCCCCUUUUGCCCUCAGAACAGUAUCAAUUUGGGGCAUGGACUCUACAAGGUGUCAAAAGCAUUCAUUUACAUUUACAUUUACGUCAUUUAGCAGACGCUCUUAUCCAGAGCGACUUACAAAUUGGUGCAUUCACCCUAUAGCCAGUGGGAUAACCACUUUACAAUGUGUUUAUUUAUUUGUUUUUUUGGGGGGGGGGGGGGUAGAAGGAUUACUUUAUCCUAUCCCAGGUAUUCCUUAAAGAGGUGGGGUUUCAAAUGUCUCCGGAAGGUGGUGAGUGACUCCGCUGUUCUGGCGUCGUGAGGGAGCUUGUUCCACCAUUGGGGUGCCAGAGCAGCGAACAGUUUUGACUGGGCUGAGCGGAACUAUGCUUCCGCAGAGGAAGGGGAGCCAGCAGGCCAGAGGUGGAUGAACGCAAUGCCCUCGUUUUGGGUGUAGGGACUGAUCAGAGCCUGAAGGUACGGAGGUGCCGUUCCCCUCACAGCUCCAUAGGCAAGCACCAUGGUCUUGUAACAGAUGCGAGCUUCAACUGGAAGCCAGUGGAGUGUGCGGAGGAGCGGGGUGACGUGAGAGAACUUGGGAAGGUUGAACACCAGACGGGCUGCGGCAUUCUGGAUGAGUUGUAGGGGUUUAAUGGCACAGGCAGGGAGCCAAGCCAACAGCGAGUUGCAGUAAUCCAGACGGGAGAUGACAAGUGCCUGGAUUAGGACCUGUGCCGCUUCCUGUGUAAGGUAGGGUCGUACUCUCCGAAUGUUGUAGAGCAUGAACCUACAGGAUCGGGUCACCGCCUUGAUGUUAGCGGAGAACGACAGGGUGUUGUCCAGGGUUACGCCAAGGCUCUUCGCACUCUGGGAGGAGGACACAACAGAGUUGUCAACCGUGAUGGCGAGAUCAUGGAACGGGCAGUCCUUCCCCGGGAGGAAGAGCAGCUCCGUCUUGCCAAGGUUCAGCUUGAGGUGGUGAUCCGUCAUCCAUACUGAUAUGUCUGCCAGACAUGCAGAGAUGCAAUUCACCACCUGGUUAUCAGAAGGGGGAAAGGAGAAGAUUAGUUGUGUAUCGUCAGCGUAGCAAUGAUAGGAGAGGCCAUGUGAGGAUAUGACGACAGCCAAGUGACUUGGUGUAUAGCGAGAAUAGGAGAGGGCCUAGAACUGAGCCCUGGGGGACACCAGUGGUGAGAGCACGUGGUGCGGAGACAGCUUCUCGCCACGCCACUUGGUAGGAGCGACCGGUCAGGUAGGACGCAAUCCAAGAGUGAGCCGCGCCGGAGAUGCCCAGCUCGGAGAGGGUGGAGAGGAGGAUCUGAUGGUUCACAGUAUCAAAGGCAGCAGACAGGUCUAGAAGGACAAGAGCAGAGGAGAGAGAGUUAGCUUUAGCAGUGCGGAGGGCCUCCGUGACACAGAGAAGAGCAGUCUCAGUUGAAUGACCAGUCCUGAAACCUGACUGGUUUGGAUCAAAGGUCAUUCUGAGAGAGAUAGCAAGAGAGUUAGCUAAAGACGGCACGCUCAAUAGUUUCGGAAAGAAAAGAAAGAAGGGAUACUGGUCUGUAGUUGUUGACAUCAGAGGGAUCGAGUGUUGGUUUUUUGAGAAGGGGUGCAACUCUCGCUCUCUUGAAGACGGAAGGGACAUAGCCAGCGGUCAAGGAUGAGUUGAUCAGCGAGGUGAGGUAGGGGAGAAGGUCACCGGAGAUGGUCUGGAGAAGAGAGGAGGGGAUAGGGUCAAGGGGAUGCUGGCCCUAGUUGACUCCAAUCCUUCCCACAGUUGAGUCAAGUUGGCGGGAUGUCCUUUGGGUGGUGGACCAUUGUUGAUACACACGGGAAACUGUUGAGCGUGAAAAACCCAGUGACAUCAAUAAGGGAUCAUAGCUUUCACCUAGUCAGUCUAUGUCAUGGAAAGAGCAAGUGUUCAUAAUGUUUUGUACACUGUGGUCAAAAGUUUUGAGAAUGACACAAGUGUUGGUCUUCACAAAGUUCGCUGCUUCAGUGUUAUGAGAUAUUUUUGUCAGAUGUUACUAUGGUAUACUGAAGUAUAAUUACAGUCAUUCCAUAAGUGUCAAAGGCUUUUAUUGACAAUUACAUUAAGUUUAUGCAAAGAGUCAAUAUUUGCAGUGUUGACCCUUCUUUUUCAAGACCUCUGCAAUCCGCCCUGGCAUGCUGUCAAUUAACUUCUGGACAACAUCCUGACUGAUGGCAGCCCAUUCUUGCAUAAUCAAUGCUUGGAGUUUGUCAGAAUUUGUGGGUGUUUGUUUGUCCACCUGCCUCUUGAGGAUCGACCACAAGUUCUCAAUGGGAUUAAGGUCUGGGGAGUUUCCUGGCAAUGGACCCAAAAUUUCGAUGUUUUGUUCAACGAGCCACUAAGUUAUGACUUUUGCCUUAUGGCAAGGUGUUCCAUCAUGCUGGAAAAUGCAUUGGUCAUCACCAAACUGGUCUUGGAUGGUUGGGAGAAGUUGCUCUUCGGAGGAUGUGUUGGUACCAUUCUUUAUUCAUGGCUGUGUUUUUAGGCAAAAUUGUGAGUGAGCCCACUCCCUUGGCUGAGAAGCAACCCCACACAUGAAUGGUCUCAGGAUGCUUUACUGUUGGCAUGACACAGGACUGAUGGUAGCGCCCCCCUUAUCUUCUCCGGACAAGGUGUUUUCCGGAUGCCCCAAACAAUCGGAAAGGGGAUUCAUCAGAGAGGAAAAACAUUUUUUAUUUUACCCCAGUCCUCAGCAGUCCAAUCCCUGUACCUUUCCUUGCAGGUAACCAUAGUUAACAGAGGACGAACAAUGAUUUCAAGCACCACCCUCCUUUUAAAGCUUCCAGUCUGUUAUUCUAACUCAAUCAGCAUGACAUAGUGAUCUCCAGCCUUGUCCUCAUCAACACUCUCACCUGUGUUAACGAGAGAAUUACUGACAUGAUGGCAGCUGGUCCUUUUCUGGCAGGGCUGAAAUGCAGUGGAAAUGUUUUUUGGGGAUUAAGUUCAUUUUCAUGGCAAAGAGGGACUUUGCAAUUAAUUGCAAUUCAUCUGAUCACUCUUCAUGUCAUUCUGGAGUAUAUGCAAAUUGCCAUCAUCAAAACUGAGGCAGCAGACUUUGUGAAAAUUAGUAUUUGUGUCAUUCUCAAAACCUUUGACCACGACUGUAUGCUGGAAUAGAGGACGCAACUUUAACAUCAGUAUGUGUAUGUGAACAGUAAAUGCUUGUAUUUAUUUAUUAUGUUUUUUCUGUCAAGCACUAUUACACUUCAUUGAUUUGAAUGGGUUUGUUAGGGGUUUGUUCAGGUUUUUUUCUCUUGCGAAUUAAUGCUUGAAUUCUUUCAGGUACUUCAAACUCCAAAGACAAAGGAUUCAAAGACUUUAAGACGAUGAAUGAUAAAACUGGAUCUUCCGUGCAGGGUAUGAUGUUAACCCAGUUCCAUGUUUAUUUCUUUAUUUUCUAUGAUGUUUUGGUGGGUUACUGUAAUACCCCGCCACAAGUGGCAGAAUCUAUAUUACAGUAAAUAAUACGGCUAAACUCCAAUGUACUAAUAGAUGGUAAACCAAUGUUCUUGAAGAGAGUGUAUAAGGAAGGUAUCAUGUUUAUUAAUGACAUUGUAAACAACAACGGUCAAAUUAUGUCACAUAAGCAAUUAAUCAGGGUGUAUGGAGAUGUAUGCUCAAUACAAAAUUAUAACCAACUCAUUGCAGCUCUGCCACAAAAAUGGAAGUGGCAAUUACUUAAAAGAGAAAGGAAUGAGCUAGUUUGUCUGACACCAAUAAAAAAUUAUAAAUGGCUUUAAAUGACCAAUAUUAAUCGUGAAAUGUGUCCAUUUCGCUUAGGGUCAAGAGGUUUGACACCUAUGCCGCAUAAAAUACAAGAUGGUUGGGAAGAGAUUUUCGAUGUCCCAAUACCAUGACAUGGGGUUUAUGAACUGAUAUAUGAAACAACAAUUGACACAUCAAUCCGUUAUUUUCAAUGUAAGCUAUUAUAUGAAAUUCUCGCUACAAAAAGAAUGCUCAGUAUAUGGGGCAAUGAACAGUCAGAGCGAUGCGGACUCUGCCAUGUUGAAACAUCUCUUUUGGUACUAUCCAUCGGUGGCUUGUUUUUGGAGUCAGGUCCAGGAAUGGUUGUUAUGCCAUAAUAUCAGGGUGUGGUUGGACCUGCAAACUGUAUUGUUGGGGGAUUUGAAGGACCACAGUCAGGCAAUAGGAAAUAUCAUUAUGCUCUCGGGUAAAAUGUUUAUUUUUGGGCCAAUUUGGACAGAACAUUUGCAGAUAGGAAGGUUCAAGGCCCUAGAGAGACACCACGGUAGAAUGGAUGAUGUAUUGCAGGUGGAAAUGGUAGAAUUAUGAUUUACUGGGAAAGGUGGGUUGAUCUGUGGCUGUCUGAAUGUUGGAAUGAAUGAGUGUUGGAAGAAAUACAUAGGCAUGGCAUGCACAGUAUAAGUGUUUGAGGUCCUCCAAUCGGGCGAGGGUGGGGAUGUGAUUAUUAUAUGUUUGGUGUUAUGGUUUCACAAUUUGAGCGGUGUGUGUGCUGGUCUUGGUGGUUAUGGGUGUACUCACUUCCAUGCCCGCCUGGGCGUCCGGCGGGGCUUGGUCCUUCCCGCCGUUGGAAAAUCCAUUUGGGGCCGGGGCUUCGCCCUGCCAGCGUCUCGGGGCGGGUGGGGGCAAGCACACCCACUGACCAGAGUACCCACUGAUGAGAGCAGCAAUUCAUAUUGUUGUUGUUUCAAUUUUUGUUUAAAAUACCCCACUGUUUUAACAGAUGAUGACGUUGACUAUGACGAUGACUUUAACAGGUAAUAUAGGGCAUUGUCCUGAGUCUUCACUAGAUCUCACUAGCAAUUUUUAGAUGGAGUUCAGUGCUCUUUCAGUUGUAUUCCUUAUCUGUACCAUGAUAGAUAUCAAUCUAAAGGGUUUCCUCUGUGUUUCUGGUUUACCACCAUCAGCCAUCGAUCAGAUAUCUCCAAGAGCGAGGUGAGCAUCGGAGAAGAGAUCGAGGAGGUUUCCAUCGAGGGACCUGACAACAGCGAUAAGGUGUGUGUGAAAGUAAGGGCAACGGGUAUUCAACCUACAGGUCUGUGUUCAGAUAGUGAGCAGCAGUGGUCUCCUCUAGUAGUCUAGACUCAGAAAUAGGAAGUUAUUUACUACACUUUGUUCAGGUUUAGUUGUAUGUAGAGAAAAUGAAAGCUAGUUGAAGACGUCGACUUGCAAAUGUCAGAGUGUUGUAGCAAAUUGUCUUUGUCCUCAGUCAAACACAAAUAGUUUUUUGUAGAAUUAAGAUAGACUUUAUUACAUGUGUAAUAGAGCAGAGGUGGGGUGCAGAGCAUCUUAUUGUCCACCUCCCAGCUCUGUUUUAUAUAGUCAUUUUACAUACAUUUUUAUCUUAACCCCUCCCUCUUGGGUUCCACCACCACUGUCUUCAGUUUCCCCUCUUGACCGCUCCACCUAAGCCUAAACCCUCUGUCCCAGCCUGUCACGCUAUAAUUUAAUCAGGAAGACACUCAAGAAGAGACAGAGUUCAGCCUGGUUUCAGUCACUGAUAAGAUAAUACAACCGAAGACAGGUCAGAUGACCAGAGAAUAAACACAUGAACCCAGUGAGAGAAACCAAUUACGUUCUUGCCGAGCAACAGAGAUGUAUCAAUGUUUAACCCUGGCUCUGUGUUUGAUGAUUAACCAUGUCUAUCCCAUAGUCCACUGAAAGAUCCUCAUCAUAUGGUUAAAAUCUAACAGAGCCAUUUCCUGGCUCUGUUUCACAAUUCCCUGAGCUAUUUCCUUGAUCUGUUUCAGGCCUCUUCUUAUCAUGUUUAUGAUGUAAUUAAGUAUGCUUACUAUGCUUAAAUGGAAAAUCCCCAUCAAGAGUAUCAAGCAAUUGGUGAAAUAAAUAUCCCAGUAGGGUGUGGGGAUAUGAAUCAAAAUGUUAUCAACAGUUUAUUCUCUUUGAGUACACUAUAUGACCAAAAGUAUGUGGACACCUGCUCGUCGAACAUGUAAUUCCAAAAUCAUGGGCAUUAUUAUGGAGUUGGUUCCCCCUUUGCUGCUUUAACAGCCUCCACUCUUCUGGGAAGGCUUUCCACUAGAUGUUGGAACGUUGCUGCGGGGACUUGCUUCCAUUCAGCCACAAGAGCAUUAGUGAGGUUGGGCACUGAUGUUGGUCGAUUAGGCCUGGCUCACAGUCAGCAUUCCAAUUCAUUUCAAAGGUGUUCCAUGGGGUUGAGGUCAGGGCUCUGUGCAGGCCAGUCAAGUUCUUCGACACCGAUCUCAACAAACCAUUUCUGUAUGGACCUCGCUUUGUGCACAGGGGCAUUGUCAUGCUGAAACAGGAAAGGACCUUCCCCAAACUGUUGCCACAAAGUCACUGAGCUCUUCAGUAAGGCCAUUCUACUGCCAAUUUUUGUCUAUGGACAUUUUAUGGCUGUGUGCUCGAUUUUAUACACCUGUCAGCAACGGGUGUGGCUGAAAUAGCCGAAUCCACAAGUUUGAAGAGGUGUCCACAUACAGUGCAUUCGGAAAGUAUUCAGACGCUUUACUUUUUACACAUUAUGUUACAGCCUUAUUCUAAAAUUGAUUAAAUAGUUUUUUCCCCUCUUCAAUCUACACACAAUAACCCAUAAUGACAAAGCAAAAACAGGUUUUUAGAAUUUUUUGCAAAUGUAUUAAAAAUAAAAAAAACUAUCACAUUUGCAUAAGUAUUCCGACCCUUUACUUAGUACUUUGUUGAAGCACCUUUGGCAGCGAUUACAGCCUCGAGUCUUGGGUAUCAUGCUACAAGCUUGGCACACCUGUGUUUGGGGAGUUUAUCCCAUUCUUCUCUGCAGAUCCUCUCAAGCUAUGUCAGGUUGGAUGGGGAGCGUUGCUGCACUGUCUUUUUCAGGUCUCUCCAGAGAUGUUUGAUCGGGUUAAAGUCCGGGCUCUGGCUGGGCCACUCAAGGACAUUCAGAGACUUGUCCCGAAGCCUCUCCUGCGCUGUCUUGGCUGUGUGCUUAAGGCUGUUGUCCUGUUGAAGGUGAACCUUCUCCCCAGUCUGAGGUCCUGAAUGCUCUGGAGCAGGUUUUCAUCAACAAUCUCGCUGUACUUUGCGCUGUUCAUCUUUCCCUCGAUCCUGACUAGUCUCCCAGUCCCUGCCGCUGAAAAACAUCCCCACAGCAUGAUGCUGCCACCACCAUGCUUCACCAUAAGGAUGGUGCCAGGUUUCCUCUAGACGUGACGCUUGGCAUUCAAGCACAGGAGUUAAAUAUUGGUUUCAUCAAAGCAGAGAAUCUUGUUUCCUUUAGGUGCCUUUUCGUAAACUCCAAGCGGGCUGUCAUGUACCUUUUUACUGAGGAGUGGCUUCUGUCUGGCCACUCUACCAUAAAGGCCUGAUUGGUGGAGUGCUGCAGAGAUGGUUGUCCUCCUGGAAGGUUCUCCCAUCUCCACAGAGGAACUCUGGAGCUUUGUCAGAGUGACCAUCGGGUUCUUGGUCACUUCCCUGACAAAGGCUCUUCUCCCCUGAUUGCUCAAUUUGGCCGGGCGGCCAGCUCUAGGAUGAGUCUUUUUUGGUACCCUUCCCCAGAUCUGUGCCUCGACACAAUCCUGUCUCAGAGCUCUACGGACAAUUCCUUCAACUUCAUGGCUUGGUUUUUGCUCUGACAUGCACUGUCAACUGUGGGACCUUAUAUAGAGAGGUGUGUGCCUUUCCAAAUCAUGUCCAAUCAAUUGAAUGUACCACAGGUGGACUCCAAUCAAGUUGUAGAAACAUCUCAAGGAUGAUCAAUGGAAACAUGAUGCUCCUGAGCUCAAUUUCGAGUCUCAUAGCAAAGGGUCUGAAUACUUAUGUAAAUAAGAUGUUUUUAUUUUGUUUGUAUACAUUUGUUAAAAUGUCUAAAUCUGUUUUCGCUUUGUCAUUAUGGGUUAUUGUGUGUAGAUUGAUAAGGAAAACAAAUAAUUUAAUCCAUUUUAGAAUAAAGCUGUAACAAUUUUUUUUGGGAAGAGUCAAGGGGUCUGAAUACUUUACGAAUACACUGUAUAUAAUUUGAAAACCUAGGUUAUUCAGCCAAUCAGUACUUUAGUGUGUGUGUGUGUGUGUAUGUAUGUUUAUGUGUAUAUACAGUGGGGAGAAAAAGUAUUUGAUACACUGCAGAUUUUGCAGGUUUUCCUACUUACAAAGCAUGUAGAGGUCUGUCAUUUUUAUCAUAGGUACACUUCAACUGUGAGAGACGGAAUCUAAAACAAAAAUCCAGAAAAUCACAUUUGUAUGAUUUUUAAGUAAUUCAUUUGCAUUUUAUUGCAUGACAUAAGUAUUUGAUACAUCAGAAAAGCAGAACUUAAUAUUUGGCACAGAAUCCUUUGUUUGCAAUUACAGAGAUCAUACGUUUCCUGUAGGUCUUGACCAGGUUUGCACACACUGCAGCAGGGAUUUUGGCCCACUCCUCCAUACAGACCUUCUCCAGAUCCUUCAGGUUUCGGGGCUGUCGCUGGGCAAUACGGACUUUCAGCUCCCUCCAAAGAUGUUCUAUUGGGUUCAGGUCUGGAUACUGGCUAGGCCACUCCAGUACCUUGAGAUGCUUCUUAAAGAGCCACUCCUUAGUUGCCCUGGCUGUGUGUUUCGGGUCGUUGUCAUGCUGGAAGACCCAGCCACGACCCAUCUUCAAUGCUCUUACUGAGGGAAGGAGGUUGUUGGCCAAGAUCUCGCGAUACAUGGCACCAUCCAUCCUCCCCUCAAUAUGGUGCAGUCGUCCUGUCCCCUUUGCAGAAAAGCAUCUCCAAAGAAUUAUGUUUCCACCUCCAUGCUUCACGGUUGGGAUGGUGUUCUUGGGGUUGUACUCAUCCUUCUUCUUCCUCCAAACACGGCGAGUGGAGUUUAGACCAAAAAGCUCUAUUUUUGUCUCAUCAGACCACAUUACCUUCUCCCAUUCCUCCUCUGGAUCAUCCAGAUGGUCAUUGGCAAACUUCAGAUGGGCCUGGACAUGCGCUGGCUUGAGCAGGGGGAACUUGCGUGCGCUGCAGGACUUUAAUCCAUGACGGCGUAGUGUGUUACUAAUGGUUUUCUUUGAGACUGUGGUCCCAGCUCUCUUCAGGUCAUUGAACAGGUCCUGCCGUGUAGUUCUGGGCUGAUCCCUCACCUUCCUCAUGAUCAUUGAUGCCCCACGAGGUGAGAUGUUGCAUGGAGUCCCAGACCGAGGGUGAUUGACCGUCAUCUUGAACUUCUUCCAUUUUCUAACAAUUGCACCAACAGUUGUUGCCUUCUCACCAAGCUGCUUGCCUAUUGUCCUGUAGCCCAUCCCAGCCUUGUGCAGGUCUACAAUUGUAUCCCUGAUGACCUUACACAGCUCUCUGGUCUUGGCCAUUGUGGAGAGGUUGGAGUCUGUUUGAUUGAGUGUGUGGACAGGUGUCUUUUAUACAGGUAACGAGUUCAAACAGGUGCAGUUAAUACAGGUAAUGAGUGGAGAACAGGAGGGCUUCUUAAAGAAAAACUAACAGGUCUGUGAGAGCCGGAAUUCUUACUGGUUGGUAGGUGAUCAAAUACAUUUACAAUUUAGUCAUUUUAGCAGACGCUCUUAUCCAGAGCGACUUACAGGAGCAAUCAGGGGUUAAGUGCCUUGCUCAAGGGCACAGACAGAUUUUUCACCUAGUCGACUCGGGGAUUAGAACCAGCGACCUUUCGGUUACUGGCACAACGCUCUUAACCACUAAGCGACCUGCCGCCCCAAAUACUUAUGUCAUGCAUUAAAAUGCAAAUUAAUUACUUAAAAAUCAUACAAUGUGAUUAGAUUCCGUCUCUCACAGUUGAAGUGUACCUAUGAUAAAAAUUACAGACCUCUACAUGCUUUGUAAGUAGGAAAACCUGCAAAAUCUGCAGUGUAUCAAAUACUUGUUCUCCUCACUGUAGGUUUGAAUAAACAUGUAGGGUGUCUUUGGUGGUAUUGGUAUAUUACCAUGUCUCUCACACACUAUCCCUUUCUUUUCUCCUCUCCCCCUCCAUCUAUCUAUCCCCCCCAUCAGUUUGAUGAGAUCACUCAGGACCUCAGUGUAUCUCAGCUCAGCCAGACUCAAGGAGCUGACUACAUGGAGGAGGUGGCAUGACAGUCCAUCAGCCUUACACCACACAGGACAUUUCUACUACGUUAACUACUAUUUAUGUUAUGUGUGUACCGGAGGAGGCUAGUGGGAGGAGCUAUGUGAGGAUGGGCUCGUUGUAAUGGGUGAAAUGGAAUCUUUGGAACCGAGUCAAACGUGAUUUCCAUAUGUUUGAUCUGUUUUGAUACCGUUCAGUUAAUUCCAUUCCAGUCAUUACAAUGUGCCCAUCCGCCUAUAGCUCUUCCCAACAGCCUCCUCUGGUGUGUACAUAAUUUGUGUACAUUUGUGUUCACGGACCUAAUAAAAUGACCACUGUUACCCAGAUUUUUCUUGAGGACUGUUUUUAUUGUGCUCCUUUUU